AUAAUAAAAAUACUAAUAAAUCAAAUUGACCGUUUCCUAAAUAUUGGUCCAUGUCAAUCCAACCGUUGACUUUUUUUUGAUUGGUCAGCAAACGCGGUCUCUGUAGUAUCUAUAUAUACACCACACAUUGCUACAUUCAAGACGUUUUGCAGCUACGUGGAAUUUUAGUAGUGACAUGGAGGAGAAAGCGCGCGAAUGGGGAGGAGGCUUUUUGCCGCCGGAAUCUGGUAUUGCCGAAGGAGGGGUAUCGAUCGUAUUGUUCCGAGGAACGUUAUAUGGAACGGGAGGCCCUUCGUCGUAAUUGCACUUGCCGAUCCACGAUGGAAUAAAAAUUUGAGAGAUCAGAUUGAAGAUGCACACAACAUAGUGGCGCCAUUGGUACUAAGAGACGAGAAUAUUACCAAUAUACCACUAAGAAAGAUUGAAGAUGUACCCAACAUAGUGGCGCCAUUGGUACUAAGAGACGAGAAUAUUACCAAUAUACCCCCACUGAGACAGGCUGCAUCUCCACCAAGGAGGAACCACCGGAGCUCGAGCGCCGCAGCCACAUCUCCGCCCGAGCAAGAGAGAGUGAGGAGGCGGAGCCGCCGCCGCGUCGCAGCGGCGGCAGUGAAAACAACCAACACCACUAAUUACCGUGCAGCUGCGGCGGAGCGGAACCAGAAAAAAGUACCAUCUUACUACCAUGCACCCUCGGCGGCGCAUCGAAGGCAGUUAGACGGAUUCGUUUACGUAUUCCUCUUCGUGGUGGCGUUUUCUUUUUCCGUAUAUCUGCGUUUCUUUUUACGUCUAUAAUUAAUCAUGCUGAAUUUCGUGAUGUGUGUGUAUAUAUUUGGAUCUUCGAUCAAGUUAAUUUGUACGUUUGUAUUAAUGCUUUUGUGCGUGACACUAUUUUGUUGUAAUUAAUAUAUUUUGUAUAUAUAUUUGAUGUU
Molecule: messenger RNA, 932 nt
Organism: Erythranthe guttata (spotted monkey flower)
Lineage: Eukaryota; Viridiplantae; Streptophyta; Magnoliopsida; Lamiales; Phrymaceae
Source: RefSeq, a predicted model, not a curated record